UGCAGAUGUUGCUGGGGAAACCUCUCUAUCUGGAAGUACGGCUCCUCAACUCUCCAGAUCCCAGUUUAGUGCUGCUGGUGCACUAUUGCGUGGCCUACCCCCGCUCAGGAAAAGCUGUGUGGGUGCUGCUUUACAACGGAUGUCCCAAUCCUUAUGACCCAGCCCAGCUACAGGCCGUGCUGUCUGACCCACAGCCAACUUUUCCUCAGAGUCAGACCCGCCGCUUCACCAUCAGAACCUUCCAGUUCCUUCCUGAUGGUGAGUUCAAGGACCCAGAUGAAGAGAUCUACUUCAUGUGUUCAACCGAAAUCUGCUCGCCACGUGAUGGGCCUUGUGUCGAGGGAUGCUUUGGCCAGUGAUGUUACGACAUGGAAGACACAAGAAGUUAGUCGAGAUGAUGAUGUGGUCUCAGACAUCACUCGUUUAACUACCAAUAAAAGCUCUUAAAUAACACAA
Molecule: messenger RNA, 456 nt
Organism: Stegastes partitus (bicolor damselfish)
Lineage: Eukaryota; Metazoa; Chordata; Actinopteri; Pomacentridae
Product: zona pellucida sperm-binding protein 1-like
Exons: 5
Coding region: 6-359 (117 amino acids)
Biological process (GO): binding of sperm to zona pellucida; prevention of polyspermy
Cellular component (GO): egg coat
Molecular function (GO): structural constituent of egg coat; acrosin binding
Source: RefSeq, a predicted model, not a curated record